CGAAAGGACAGAGGAAACUAUGCUGGACUUUUGUUGACGCUGUUAUUCGCCGCAACUUAAAAAAUGUCGUCUGAUGCAACCUCAAAGCUACUAGAAAUUCAAUCCAACUAUGAACGCAGUUUCAACUGUUUGGUUUGCCUAACGCCGAAGCUGCGAAUGGUCUAUGGGAGCUGUCAGCACAGAAUCUGUGAGCAAUGUCUCUAUUCAGACGAAGGUGAGAGAAGACCUGGCAUGGAGAAGUGCCCAUAUUGUCAAAGAGAGGAAUCUUUUCCUAUACAAAGGCCUGACAUCCCAGAGGACAACAUACACCAACAGAAGUGUCUAGGCAUCUCAAGGUGUCCUGACAGGAACUGUAACCUGGAGAUGUGGGUAUGGGAGCUGUCAGAACAUGAACAAGAAUGCCAUGCGCAGACUCCUGAUAAAAGUGAAGAUGUGAAAAGAUUACGUGGGGCAGAUAAAAGAUUGAGGUCACUGGAAACAUCUGACAAACCAUUUUCUCAAGUCCACAAAUCGAGACGAAGAGCCCACCAAAUAAAAACUGAAGCUGGAGCCCAAAGACAACAUCGAAGGUGCUAUUCAAGCUCGUUUACUCAUUUCUUCAAGUGAGGAGCUGUUCAAUUCACUGACAAAUAUCAUCAUUUUAUAAACAAGUAUUUUGAAAUUUGUUUUAAAUAACCAGUACAUUUCAGGACUUUUUGCUCGAUCAAGGGCUGUAGUAAGUCAUUUGCUAAUUGUUUGAUUAGAUUCUCAUGACCUUGGCUUUAGUGAAGCUAAAUGCUGUUUGCUAUAAUCAUUGAUGAUUUACAUAUUUUUUACUACCUUUCAGUCUAAUUACAAACAAUAACAGAUCAUUAUAGAUGUCUCAUGAUUUCAGAUAUCAUAUAUUAGAAACAGCAGAUUAUUCUGGGUAAAAAUUGGCCAGUAAAAAACAAUUUGAACAAAUUUGUCAGGAAAAAAAAAAGAGUUUAGCCAUUCUCCGCUUUUAAUUUCUGAAGGAUUUCAAUUGCUUAUACCACUUUCUUUCUCCUUUGUCAUUGAUCAGAAUUAUCAUAAGAACUCCAAUCAAAACACACUCACAGAAUUGAAUCCAUGAAACUGUUCAGAAUUUUAAAAAUUGGGAUGUCCAGUAGCAGUUCCACCUACACAAAAGUGGCAUAGAACGUGGUAGCAGGAAAUUGGAGAAAAAGUUGCAAAAUCUAACAUAGAAUAUGUUAAUAGGAUAUACGAGUUUAACAGAUGGCAGAAACUAUGGGCGAAUUGUGUUUGUGCUUUAUUUGUUAUAAUCUAAUGUGAUGGAGAUGUGAGAUUUGCUACAUGCCAUAUGGUAUAUGUGGAGUUUGAGCAGAUGAGAGCUCCUGUGAUGUGAUGCUGACUAAAUCAGACGAUUUCACUUAAAUACCUGUUAACAUUGACCUGAGAACAAAAGUGAUAACAUAGCAACCAGGGGUAAGUACACCAGGGCAACAGGAAUGAGCUGGAAUAUAAACAGUUGACUUGUCCCCAAUUCUAGGAAGAGUUACCCUGGUAUGUCACUUUUUUUUUUUUUUUUAAAAGCUAAAUAGUAAAAACCAUGCAUUAUUAAUUCUGGGAAAAGAUUUAACGUGCGCAGGUCUUGAGAAUCUAACAACUAAUUAACACACAGCUAAUUAUCUACAUUUUAGCUGGUUUUAGUCGUAAACUUUGUCAGUUUGAGCCCACAUUGUGCUAUAACUACUUGUAUUCAGUAACCCCUGAAUGUGACUUUUUCUUGGGAGUGCCUGUUUCUGCGGAUAUUUAUUGAAAUCAGCUCUUUGGAUGUCUAUUCAUUAAUAUCAGAUUCACCUGGAUAUUUGACCAUUUUUCACAAUAUUUUGUUUUUGUUUUUUGAAGAUGUUGUAGUGAACAAGUGGUUCUGUUUUUAUGUAUUUAUUUUGUUCUCUUUUCGUAUUUAUUUUAUUUCCAUGGUCUGUUUUAUCCUUAGCAAUAUAAAGCAUAUAAUAAUACUAAAAGAAAUUCUUGAAUGUGUGUGAUGGGAGGUACUUGUAGUUGACUACAAUGUGCCAAGUUCAUCAAGGUGGAAUAAGUGUUAAAAGUCAUACAAGCUCUAUAAGUUUUGUCUUUUUACAUUUGUGAAUAUGUACAUAUGUUUUCUGUAUAUUUAUUAGUGUUAUAGUUGUUAUAAAACAGUGUACUAUGUACAUAUCUUUUGCCUGAAAGGGUUGAUCUUGAGCCUUUCUUCAGAACUAUAAGUAACUAUAUGUAAGUAUUUUACAUAUCAAGAAUUGUUACAAGUGAAGAGAGAGACAAAUACAAAACCAUAGGGUCCCAGGCCUGUUAUCCCCAUGACAUCCUAUGCUUUGAGAAUGAUACAGUGCUGCUGGGACUUCUAUAAGGGCUGAUGUGCCUAACCAGUUAAGCCUUAAAUUGGAAACAUAUUUAUAUGUACCAUGCUUACAGAGAAAGCUGGGGUCAACUUUCCACAUUUACUUCUACAUGUACUUGUUUAUCCAAUUGUAACUUCAGGAUGUUGAUUUGUUUAGAGUGUUAUACAGGUAUUACUUCUAUAAAAAAAGUCAGAUUAUUUAUCUUUCUUGUAGUCUUUUAUCAUGUGCAAUUACAAGUUAUAUUCUGUCGGUAUUAUCUUUUUUGGACAGAGAGUAUCAUAGCCUUGGUGGUUGUACUCGUUCUCCUGUUAAAACAGCCCACAAUUAACUUAUUAGCAUAAUCUAGUUAGUUCCUCUCUCAUUUUUGAUUGGUCUUUACUGCCAAUAUAUUCAGUGGAUAAUGCUCCUGGCUGUUUGCACGGUUUAAACUUAGUUGGGGAGGUUUUGUUUCUACUUAUUAAACUGAAACAUUUCAGUGGAAAUUUUGGAGCAUGUAUGUCACCCAAAAAAUUCCACUUCCACUGUUUAACAUAAAAUUGUUUGUAAGUUUUGCGUAAAAGGACAAAAUUGUGAGGUAGUUUUUGCUCUUAUUCAUCCCAGUUUGUUUCGGAUUACUUUCUUCUUGUUCAUCCCAGUGUGCUGAUGACUUCUGCACAAGGUCAACUUCUCUACAUAUGUUUUUUUUGUUUCCUGGUUGACACUGUUUCUGUGUUACCGGUAGUUAUGAAUAUUAAUGUAUACACACGUCCAAGUCGACCAAUGAAAAUUUGCCCUCUUUCUGGUUCAUACAGAGAGUUGUUAUAUAACUAAUGCUGAUUACAUUAUAUCACUUUCUACUCUUAUCAGAAAAACAGGUGUAUUUAAUGGAGGGUAUAAACUGAGAGGUUAGAACAGUACGUCAUGGAGAGAUUAGCCUGUUGUUUACUUUCACCAAAGCAGAUCUAUUGUCUGGUGACUUUGUAAGUGAUUUUCUAAGAUAAACCUGUUGUAAGGAGUUACUGUUUGCAAAAGAAAAAAAAAAAAAAUGUACAUGCAUUUACUAAGUUUUGCUGAACAGCCAUACAGGUAACUUUAGUUUUGUAUUCUUGCAUACUUAAAUACAUUGGCCCAUGAAAAAUCACGGACUUGUUCUUAUUACCAAUACACUUGUUUUUGAUUUUUGGUUUCAUUUCUGAAGCAGGUAUUGCUUCCUCUUUUUCCCAUUGCUGUACAUGAAUGCACAGAAAAGGAUUUUCAUCAGUGGGAAUUCAUAUUGCCUGUUUCUGGUUCUUGUUGAUGCACAUGUACAAAGAGUUAAUGCUGUUCAGUUAUUCCUGGCUGUCAAUUAAAUGAAUGCACAAAGUUGAUAUUCUACUACA
This is a messenger RNA of Liolophura sinensis, 3721 nucleotides long. RefSeq lists its product as uncharacterized. Lineage: Eukaryota; Metazoa; Mollusca; Polyplacophora; Chitonida; Chitonidae. The coding region runs from base 64 to 606 and encodes 180 amino acids. The transcript has 4 exons. The record is from RefSeq and is a predicted model, not a curated record.